UCUGUUAUUUAGCUUUUUUCUCUUGCCUUGGUUUUCAUUUUAUGGAUGUCACUGAUAAAUGUCACCCUGUUUUUAUGCUGGUAGGGGUUUGCUGGGAGAGGGAGAUAUUCUGUGGGUUUCUUGGAAGAUGGUAACCAAAAGGAUGUUACACCUUAGCCUCUUUACUCUUGAACUUACCCAGAGAAGACAAUGGCAGAUCCUUCAGUGGUGGAUCACCUGACACGACUGAAACUCAAACUCCUAGAAAAGAGACUAGAAAAUGAACAGGAGAACCUAGAGAAGAUGGAGUUGUCUCUCCUAGCUGCAAGGAACAGACCUCAGGAUAUGCUCCAAAACGCCCUGAGGCGAAGGAAAGAUCUGCUGCAGGAGCUUAGGGAUCAGCACCUUCUGGAAGAGCUUUCACAGCCACCUGCACCAGCUGGAGGGCACUGCCAUAACCACAGAGCUGCCCUCCCACAAGUCUACCAGAUCCCUUUUCCAGCUUCCCAAGUGGAGCCACCAAGGAUUAUCCAGCAGAUGAUGCCAACUCAGCCUGCCACCAUCAUCCAGCAGUUGCCUCAGCCAUCCCCUCUGAUCACGCAGAUUCCCCCAGCCCAGCCCUUUGCAGCCCCCCGCUCUGGGAACAUUAAAGAAGAUAUGGUAGAGAUGAUGUUGAUGCAGAAUGCUCAGAUGCACCAGAUCAUGAUGCAGAACAUGAUGCUGAAGGCUCUUCCACUGACAGCGCUCGCACAGCUUGGGGGAGCCAGCUGUGCCGUGCUCCAGCACACGCAGCAGGUAACAACACCCCAUCCUGAAGGGCAUCCUCACCCACACCAGGCCAUGGCUCAUCAUCCUGGGAGGGCACAGGGCCUGGCCAAAACACACAAAGAGCUGGGAGAGCCAGAAGACUGUGGAGGACACUGCACCUUAGGAAAGAUGACAGAGGAAGAGCAUGCCCUGAUGCCCACCUUCCUCUCCAGGCCAUCCUGUCAUUCUGCAUUUCCCUGACAUUGACUGAUGGAAUAAAUUGGAGGGAGUGGGAUCUGAGUAUCAGGUGAAAUCUGAAGUCACUGAGUGUUUUUGGACCUUCUGUACUGGAACCUGCAAACUCUUCUCCAGACACAUUCCAAAGGUCUUUCCCAAGGGGUGGCUGAGUGGAACUCUGGGCCCUCAGCCAGGGACUCCCCCAUGGGGGCACAGGUUUCUGCAGCCACCCUUUGUCUCUCUCCAACAAGGACCUGCAGCUUGCUGCUCCCCUGGCCGUGAAAGCAGACAGGCCCAGGCCACCUGUGGUGCACCACCACCACCAUUACCCUCCCAUGGGGGUG
This is a messenger RNA of Corvus hawaiiensis (hawaiian crow), 1307 nucleotides long. RefSeq names its product chromosome 7 C21orf58 homolog (gene C7H21orf58). The transcript has 7 exons. The record is from RefSeq and is a predicted model, not a curated record. Lineage: Eukaryota; Metazoa; Chordata; Aves; Passeriformes; Corvidae. Bases 190 to 987 code for a protein of 265 amino acids.